AUGGAUAACUUUACCAUACCCAGUGUUUGCUGGUUUGAGCCAACCGCACUAUUCAGUCAUUACAGCACACAGUCAAUGGGUUUGACAAUCUGCUGCCAAUGGUUUUCUACUUUUAAGCAGUUCUUCUGGUUCCCUGGUUGGUAUUCUAUAGUUAAAGCAUUCUGCAUUGCUUUUGGCAUGACAUUCUUCAGUGUGUUCGAUGUGCCAGUGUUUUGGCCUAUCCUUCUUUUCUAUUGGGUGGUGUUGUUUACUGUCACAAUGAAGCGUCAGAUCCUUCAUAUGGUGAAGUACAGAUAUGUUCCAUUCACCUUUGGGAAACAGCGUUAUAAUGGGAAAAGGGCAGCUUCUGCAGAUGAUCUCACACUUCCCAAGGAUUAA
Messenger RNA from Triticum turgidum subsp. durum (durum wheat), 378 nucleotides. The record is from the annotation of a GenBank genome assembly. Lineage: Eukaryota; Viridiplantae; Streptophyta; Magnoliopsida; Poales; Poaceae.